UCUUAAUUUCAUAAUGCAUCAAUGAAGCUUAGUUUCUAUAGGUAACCGUCAAGCUCAUCAAUUUUUCCCAAGAAAAUGUCGAUACCGCCGACGGAAUCAGCUCACAAUUACACCUUCUCCAGCAGUAUAAGAGAAAUAGAAGAAGAAGAAGAAGAAGAAGGGAGUGAAUUAUUUGAAAUUCACGACGGGGAACCCUUAUCGUCGAUCAAAGAAGAAGAGAUCAACAGUUUAUUUUCUUUUGACGUAGCGGCAAGAGAUGACGAUGAAGAUAAUAUAUACGUAGCGGUAGGGAAGAGCCAAUCAAGUAUCGAUGCACUGUCAUGGACGAUCUCUCAUUUUAUCAAUGGUUCUUCCACUACUGUUUAUCUCAUCCACGUGUUUCCCGAGAUUCACUACAUUCCUUCUCCAUUAGGAAAGCUGCCGAAGAGUCAAGUAUCGGCAUCACAAGUGGAGAGUUAUAUGGCGGAAGAAAGAGGGAAGAGACGCCAACUGCUUCAAAAAUAUAUUGAUAUCUGCUCUGCUUCUAAGGUUAAGGUAGAUACGAUGCUUGUUGAAAGUGAUAUGGUUGCAAAAGCCAUAUUAGAUCUAAUACCUAUUCUAAACAUUACAAAGCUAGUGGUUGGAGCCUCCAACUCCAACUUCACAACUUCAAGGAAAGUAAAGUCAAGGAGAGGUGUUCGGAUAGCUCAUCAAAUAUUAGAGACUGCACCAAAUACUUGCCAGGUCAAGGUCAUAUGUGAAGGAAAAGACGCGACUGCCCAAAUGCUCGAAUUGCCGUUGCCCUCACCAUUGCCCUCACAAUCUCCAGCAGCCAAUGAAGACCAGUUCAAGGUGUUGCCGGAAGCUGAUGAUGAUCGCCGUAAUGAUUCGUUUGCGUGCAUGUGUUUCAGACCCACCAAGUUCUAAGAAUUUCUUCAUUAGCAUUAUGAAACACAGUACUAAACAAGCUCCACUGUAUGUCCCAUUAUUUCUCUCAUGAUUGUUACAAUUUUAUUACCAGAUAUGGUUUUGGAGUUCAUACAUGAAUGUUCUGGUCUGUCGUGCUACAUUGCUCUCUGUUUGAAAUCAUAUAUUAAUUCAUGAAAUAAUUACGAAAUGCAGAUUCAAAUUUGUUAAA
This is a messenger RNA of Gossypium raimondii (Peruvian cotton), 1117 nucleotides long. RefSeq names its product U-box domain-containing protein 35. Bases 76 to 906 code for a protein of 276 amino acids. Lineage: Eukaryota; Viridiplantae; Streptophyta; Magnoliopsida; Malvales; Malvaceae. The record is from RefSeq and is a predicted model, not a curated record. The transcript has 4 exons.